Oryza sativa Japonica Group (Japanese rice) is the source of this 1236-nucleotide messenger RNA. RefSeq lists its product as uncharacterized. Lineage: Eukaryota; Viridiplantae; Streptophyta; Magnoliopsida; Poales; Poaceae. The record is from RefSeq and is a predicted model, not a curated record.
CACCAGUGAAACCCCCAUUGUGACUGGCCUAAGGGUGUCCACAGUGCGUGACAUGGCAUUCGCCUUCCCCCUUCCACAUCAGAGAUUCCCAGCCACGUAUACUUCUCCCGCUAGAAACUGAAGAACGCGGAGCCAAACAAAGCUCCCCGUUCCUCAUCAAAGUUGUCAGUGAUUCCUCAAUCCUCGUGCCGAGCAGCGUGUACGCCUCACUCCGCCUCAUCACCCGAGGCGCCCCAAUCUCCCUCGGUCUCUCCGCAGCUCCCUCUCCCUCUCUCUCUCUCUCUCCAUUCGGUGGGCAGCGGCCUGCGUCACGAGGCAGCGGGGGAGGGGUGGCUCGGCGGCGGUGCGGGGUGGCGGUGCUCGGCCACAGCGGCGCGCGGGGUGGCGUCAUGGUGGAGGAAGAGGAUGACGCGGGCGGCGGAUCCGGUGACGGGGAGGCAUGAGGGCGGCGGAUCCGGCGAUGGGGAGGCACGAGGCAGCGGAUCCGGAGGAGACGUCAGGGCGGCGGAUCCAGCGACAGGGAGUGCGCGAGGUGGCGGAUCCAGCGACGGAUGUGGCGGCGGCAACUCCAUCCGGCGGCGGAUCCACCGCAGCCAAGUCCCCGCUCCUCCCUCCUCCCCUUCCCCUGCCGUCACCACCCCCUCUCCCUUUCUCAGAUCUGGCACGCGGGGAGUGGUGGAGGCUGCGGCGGGGCUCUGCAACGGCAGUGGCGAGGCGGAGGCGGUGGAGGCCGGUGGGGCUCGGCAGCAGCGGCGUCGAGGCGGAGGCGGUGGAGGCCGACAGGGCUCGGCUGCAGCGGCGUUGAGGCAGAUCCGGCGGUGGUGGUUCUCAUCGGCCACUUCAAGGAUGACGACGGCAACCUCGAGUCGAGUGCGACAACGCCGGCGACGGGUUCGCUUGGGCCAACGGCGGCCGGCGGAUUUUUGUGAUGAUGAUGUCUUGUGAUGCUUCAGCUGUUAAUGUGUUGAUAUUUGUGACGCUGGAAUGCUAUGUUAAUGUCCAUUUUCAUUUUUUUUGCAACUUACUGGAUGAGACGGUAGAAAGAGAUUUCAGGGAUUUAUUUUUUUCCUUGGAAAAUUAUUUUCACUGGCGGUUGGCAUAACACAGCUGCCAUCGAAAAUAAUUUCACUAGAGGCCCUUGAAAGGAAGCCGCUAGCGAAAAUUAUUUUCGCCGGCGGUGGUCUUAAGACUACCGCCAGCGAAGAUAUGUCUUUGCUGGCGACUAGCUUAAGAUAG